AGGAGGUUCCACUGUGCACUCAGUGCAUACCAUCAAAUUGGUGCGCAGCUGUCGUGUCCUGUUGCAAUUCUCCCCUUGAUUAAAAAAAAAGCAACAAUGGCAUCAUUUUCUGACCGAACUUAUCUCGGACGCUAUGGCAAGAUCGCAUUGUUUCACCUUUUGUUCCAUAUGACAGGGUUGUUGGCCAGUCAGGUGGUCGUGCCCCCCAGUGUGAGCGCCGUGCUGGGGAAGAACCUGACGUUGGAGUGCCGGGUGGACGUGGCGACCAACCUAACUCUCACCCAGAGCUCUUGGGAGCGGCGUUUGCCUACCGGCUCUGUCACGGUGGCCGUCUACAACCCGCACUACGGCAUCUCCAUUUCCCCGGAGUUCAUCCAUCGCUUGUAUUUCCGCUCACCCUCCUCCCACGAUGCCACCAUCGUACUGGAGAACGUGGGUUUUGCGGACAUGGGCAUGUACACUUGUAAAGUGGCGACAUUCCCACUCGGGAACACUCAAGCCUCCACGACCGUCAGCGUGCUCGUGGAGCCAAAGGUCUACGUGUCUGCCGGCUCGACCGCGCUAAUCGACGGGAGCAACGAGACCGUGGUGGCCACUUGCAUUGCCGAGCGGGCCCGCCCCCCCGCCGAGGUGUCCUGGGAGUCCAACCUUUUCGGCCAGUCGGAAGUGCAGCUUUUCGACGACGUCAACGGAACCACGACGACACAAGUGCGCUACCUUUGGCAGCCCACCCGUCACAUCCAGGGCCACACGCUCGCCUGCGUCGUCCGCCACCCGGCUCUGCUGAAUGACUUCAGGGUCCCCUACCAGUUGAAUGUACAGUUUGCUCCUGACAUCUCUGUGGUGGGAUACGAUGGAGACUGGUAUGUGGGCCGGGACCGUGUUCAAAUGAUGUGCAAAGCCAACGCAAACCCGCCAGCUCAUCAUUUCCGAUGGAUCAGGCUGGACGGUGAGAUGCCGGAAGGCGUCGAAAUCCUCAACAGCACACUGCUUUUCCUCCGUCCUCUCCAGAGGAACGAUUCGGGCGUGUAUAGGUGUGAGUUUGCCAAUGACAUCAACCUCCGCAGUCGGGACGUUCGCAUUCUCAUACAAGAUCCUCCCACCAUGCCUUCCACCAUUACUGCUCCUGUCCUCUCUGGUUCCUCCUCCACCCUAGUGGACGAUAAGCGCCACGUUCAUCUCAACUCCACUACUCUUGAAGCGCUACCUGAGAGUAACCUGGGCACCGUAGUGGGUGGGGCAGUGGGCGGGGCCAUGUUCCUGCUGCUGCUGCUGUGUCUGGCCGGCGUGUGCUACCUGCGGAAACAGCAGACCUUGCACGGGGACUGCUACGCUAAACAGUACCCGGGCCCCGGCGAUGUCCAGAAAGCCCCCGGCAAUCAGCACGAGCUCCACGCCCCCAAAGCCGGCGGCGGCGGCUCCCACCGCCAUCAGGACCACGACAGAGAGGAGUGGGGCGGCUGCGAGCUCAAGCGCCACUGCAGCUACAACGGAGAUGAAUACCCGUCUAACGGCUACACGCGGGCCAUGAGGGAGGGCGGUCACCACAGCAACCAGCAGAAUCCCCAGCAGGGACAAACAGAGUAUUGUAGUCCACAGCAGCAGCCCAGGAGGCCCCGAUACGCGCACUCUCCCAAACCUGCGAGGAACGGCUCCCCCUACGUGCCAAACAACUGCUACGAUAGCGGCCCGCGGGGCGAUUACGUCUCUCACAAAGACGGCUCGGUCAUCUCUCGCAGGGAGUGGUACGUUUGACCAGAUACCCGGUCCUGGCGUCCCGAUCACCACUUUACUAAAUCAGAAAACACUUGACUUCUCUUCUUCGAAUACCUUUGCACCCUGGAAGACACUUGAGAGAGGCUCAUGAUGUGAAUGAGCCUCGUGGUUGUGUGAUUAUGUAUGUGCGCUCCCUGGACCGCCAGUUUUUUUUGUCCAGUCGCUAAUGUUGUCAGGUGAGGAAGCCCCGGUGGCCUUGCUUUCUCACAUUGCACACACCGAUCCGCUUUAGACCCGUGACCUCUGAAUACGCUACACUGAGAUGAAAUGGCUGACCAGAAGCUAACCGACGUCCAUCCUGCGAUGAGUCUCGGCUCUUCAGAUGGUUACCGGUCCUAACCUCCCAUUUAUCGGUCCAAUUAAUUGCACUGCCUUUUGCCAUAAUCUCAGUCCUCCCCCACACCCCUUCCCAAUUAACUUGAGGCCUUGCUAACUUGAGUUAAUGUUCUGGGAUGGACCUCUCCUACUGUUGUGCUUAGGAAAGUUGAGAAAGGAAGCCAGGUCCCUUCCACCAUCAGACAUGAAGUCUUCAUUUGUAAAUGUGAUGAAAGGACCCGCCAUGGUCCGCUAUUGAGCCUCCUUGAGUUGGGCCCUCUUUUUCGUUGACCGUGACAAUUGGACAGUUUGCACUCUGGCACAGGGCCAAUGUAUCCACCGGGGGGGUUGUCAGUAACAAGGCCGCCAACACAGACCGGAGUACGGUAUUAAGUUACACAGCAGUGCCGCCGUCGCUACUAAUGGGUCCGCUAAUCUGUAGCGGUGUCAAUUAAAUGCUUGUCUGUGGCACUUGUGCUCCAGUAGCUGUGUUCACCACUUCUCCUCAGAUUGUUUUCAUCAUCGCAGGUAUAAUUUUGAUGAUUAUGAUAGCCGGACAAAUCUUGAGUUUUAACUGGGGCCCACCACGUGGUUUGUAUGCAAAUCAUGGAUGUUGGUUUUGGGGGACCAGAUUUGUUUUAGUCUUCUUAAAUGUCAGGAUCUCUCUGUGAUGUAAAAGUAUUGUGGCACGUGCACUUACCAGACGGGAUGGAGGAGAUCGGACAAUCUCCUCCUUGCACAGUAGUGUUUAUAAACGGUAGCUUAUGUCAUCUUUUAUGUGCUCGGAGGCCAAAUAUUUCCUCGUGUGUAGAAAUAAGACAACGGCGUGUAGAAAACACUAGAUGACAAUGAAGUCGUAGCAUAUAUUAGCUUCUCACAGGGUCCCGUAGCUUGAAAUAAAAAGACACCUUAGCCACUUUAACGAUAGUCGUCCGGUGGACGUUUAGUUCAAUUGAUGUUCUUAUUAGCCCGGGUGUGACUGUCGUGCCGUGAUUAGGCAGCCAUCGUGGUAGUGGCAUGUUGGCCAGUGAAAACCAUGUCGUUUCGAAUGUGAAAUGCUAGAGACACAUGCUCCUUGUGUAAAAAAAAAAAGAAAAAAAUAGAUAUAUAUAUAUAUCUUUCACGGCCAUAUUGUCACGUUUAUCUCCAGUGUUUGUACAGUCUAAAGAGUGCCAUCUUUUGUGGCUACCGCCGCCAAGCGUGUACGCUGUUUUUUCUUUAAAUGCCUUUUUGGUAGGAAAGAUUUUGAAUUUGCUUUGGACACAAGUUGGUGUCGGGAAGAUAUGAAAUUGCUCCGCAGGCAACGUUUGUCUCUCUGGGUGGGCGAGAUGGCUUGAGAAUACAAUUUCAUGUGUAUCUCCAAACUGCAGCCGCAUCGAGCGCUGGCAAAGCUGGAACAGGCCUGACGUGACAUUUUCAUGGUUGGGCUGACAAAAUAAGCAUUGUGGCCACCUCGGUGUCCAGGCAAACAUCCUUGCAGGUAACAGGAAGCAUGGCUGCCUAAUCCCCUCUUUUUUUUUUGCUUCUAUGCACUAAGGCGGAAACUUGACGAAUCGAUUUUUUUUUUUUCUUCAGCCCUCAUACCUGACUUCAUCCAGUUUGCUUGAGCGAAGCUACGAGACACCUUGAUAAAUGAACUAGUGCCUUAGAAGAUGUUUGUUUCCAUAUCUGUAGUUUCCCUGUCGAUGCCCAGUGCCAUUUACUGUCGUCGGUGCCAUAUAUCCAGCGUAAACACCAGAGUAUUCCAAACCCGCUAUCGUCACUAAAACACAAACUUUGGUUAUAAAUGAGUUGUCUCUGGUUCACAGGUAGUACCACAGUAAACAAACACUGUGAGUAGUUUCCUUUUUCUUUUUGUAUAUAAAUAUGUGGACAGUAUUCAACAGGAAUGUAAGUUAAUGGAAAGAAAAAAUAUAUUUUAUGUCAGUGAAAUAUUGAUUUGUUGUUCUUCCCCCCCACCCUCCCUCAGAUACUUUAUUUCAAUAAAGCACCUUAGCACA
Molecule: messenger RNA, 4091 nt
Organism: Hippocampus zosterae (dwarf seahorse)
Lineage: Eukaryota; Metazoa; Chordata; Actinopteri; Syngnathiformes; Syngnathidae
Gene: nectin3b
Product: nectin cell adhesion molecule 3b
Exons: 6
Coding region: 97-1755 (552 amino acids)
Biological process (GO): heterophilic cell-cell adhesion; homophilic cell-cell adhesion
Cellular component (GO): adherens junction; apical junction complex
Source: RefSeq, a predicted model, not a curated record